Scutellospora calospora is the source of this 378-nucleotide messenger RNA. The record is from the annotation of a GenBank genome assembly. NCBI's taxonomy places the organism in Eukaryota, Fungi, Glomeromycota, Glomeromycetes, Diversisporales, Gigasporaceae.
AUACAAAAAGUACUUGAUAUUAGUAAAUUGUAUUCUGAUAUAACUUAUCAACAUCAUCGUGAACUAGAUAAUCUCUUUUCUACUUUUUUAAAUACUGCAUUAACAUAUAAUAAUACUGCAACUCAAAUAAUACAUGAUAAUACUACAACUCAAGCAACACAUGAUAAUACUACAACCCAAAUAACACAUAAUAAUACUAAUUUAUUAAAUGCAGAAAUAUCAGAUAUCGAUAUAGCUAAUAGUAAUAAUAAUAUUAGUUUAUUAAAUAAAAUACAAAACGAGUAUUUAGAUAAAAAUAAUAAAGAAAUUGAAGAUAAUGAAGAAUGUGAUUUGACUUAUAUUUCUAAGACAGAAUUUGGUGAGUAUCUUCAAGAGUGA